This is a messenger RNA of Sphenostylis stenocarpa, 1524 nucleotides long. Lineage: Eukaryota; Viridiplantae; Streptophyta; Magnoliopsida; Fabales; Fabaceae. The record is from the annotation of a GenBank genome assembly.
AUGGAUGCCAAAGAUAUCCUGGGAUUGUCCAAAAACACAUUCCCUCCUCUGGAGAAGAAGUCUCGACCUCCCAAAGAGUCUCAACGAAAACCAGAUGGCAUUUCACGCGAGGUGUAUGCGCUUACAGGUGGAUUGGCCCCUCUUAUGCCUGCAAUUGAAGCUUCUCAAUUGAAGAAAAAACCUCUUCCUCUUGAAAAGAUUACUUGGCAGUGGCUUCCUUUCACCAGUUCUGCUCGUAAAGAUAAUCUUCAACUUUAUCACUGGGUACGAGUUGUCAAUGGUGUUCCUCCUACGGGGGAUUAUUCUUUUGCCAAGUAUAACAAGACUGUUGAUGUGAUCAAAUACACAGAUGAGGAGUAUGACAAGUAUUUGACAAAUCCUAUGUGGACCAAAGAGGAGACAGAUCAACUAUUUGACUUGUGCGAGAGAUUUGAUCUCCGAUUUGUUGUAAUAGCUGAUAGGUUUCCAUCACCUCGGACUGUAGAGGAAUUAAAGGAUAGAUAUUAUAGUGUUUCACGGGCUAUAUUAGUUGCCAGAGCUCCAUCUUCUGGGGAUGUUGCAGCACAUCCUCUUGUUAAGGAACCAUAUAAUGUUUCACAAGAAAUGGAACGAAAGCGAGCACUGUCCAUGGUCCUCUCUCAAACAAGGCAACAAGAACGAAGAGAUGAAGAGGUUCUUGUUGAAGCAAAAAGAAUAGCUGAAUCACGCAUUCCCCCCAAGAGAGUAUCAAUUGUGCACCAAGCUCCACCUCUAGUUGUGACCCAGUUCAUUCAUAAGGGCUUUCUUUUGGUUCCUGAUCAAAUUGUUUAUGCAGGUCAUCAGGAUUUUUUUGUUGCUGCUAUUAAUGAAAUCGGACAAAAACACCAUUACCCACAUUGUCCUAUAUUAAACCAUGUUUUGAAUGAUGCCUUCGUCGAUAUUAAGCAUGUUGCUGAAGAGUCUCAGUUGGCUGCUUCGAAUGCUGGUGCAGAAGUUACAGAAAGGGCUGUCCCUGGUGAAACUGUCUCUCCAUCGACUGUGCAACUUCCAUCAAUGGUUGUGCCUCCCACGUUAACAGAUAAUGCAUCUACUUUAGCUUCUCUUCGUAUGCUUCGUGUAUAUUUGAGGACAUAUGCACUUGAGCAAAUGGUGCAAGCUGCAAAUGCAUCUGCUGGACUUCGGACUAUCAAACGGGUUGAGCAAACCUUGCAAGAUCUUGGGGUCAAUUUGAAACCAAGGGUUCCAACCAAAGCUGUUUGUGCAGAGCAUCUUGAAUUAAGAAAAGAAAUACUAACUUGGCUUAACCUCCAGAAACAGGUUCAAUAUAAAGAGGCUGAAGGUUCUUCUUUUCGUGAUGGAUCAUAUAGUGAAACACCUGGCACACCUAAGCAUUUACAUCGUGCUGGGGAUCAGGAUAGGACAUUCGUUCCAGAUGCAGUGAAUUUCGGAGUGGAAAGGAUUGGCAAAAAGGACCAAAAGCGCAAGGCACCUGGAGCUCCAUCGGCUCAUAAAAGACCUAGAAAACUAAAGGCCUCAGAUCUUUAG